GCGCAUGAGCGAUGUGAACGAGCUCAACUGUCACGAGCCACAGGUUCAGAAACUCCAAGAAACACAAACAUUAUCAUUUAUUCGACACAUAUGCGCGAAAGAACCAAAGAAGAGACAAGCAGAAAAGGAGCAAGGACCAGACACAUACCGACACACAGCAAGGACCUUUUGGGAGGCUAAAAUCACACAAAUGUAACACACUCUAAAUACAAGAUAGAUCCAUGACACACACAGUCAAGACAGCAGGGGGCGGUAUUACACACUUUACGGUUGCCACCCGCCGUAAACUGACAGAAGAAGACGUGUAGAGAGAAGAGCAAGAUGGAGGCCGUGGACACUCAAGGAUCUGUCCUUGUCUGUCAGUGCUGAAGUUUUGAUGCUGUCCCGAAGACCUGCGUUUGUGCACUCCGUCUGCACACGUCUGCUCCACUCACGGCCCCUCAUGGCUUCGGACCCCGGCCGCCCUGUGGAGACCUCCAUAAGGGCUAAGCUGACGGGGGCUCUGCAGCCGGAGCACCUGGAGGUGCACAAUGAGAGCCACAUGCAUGCCGUGCCCCCGGGCUCAGAGUCUCACUUCAGGGUGCUGGUGGUCAGCCCUCACUUUGAUGGUCUGUCCCUUCUACAGCGCCAUCGCCUGGUCAAUGAUACACUGAAGGAGGAACUGAGCACUAGAGUCCACGCUUUAGCCAUCCAGGCAAAGACCCCACAGCAGUGGGCCAAGGACCCCUCUCUGGGCAAGAGUCCAGGCUGCUUGGGCGGCUCCAAAGGCGACCACACGGUCCAGCAGAAGCUGCAGACUGAGCAGAGCUAAACCUGCUGGACUGUGUUAGGGCAGAUGGGGUGGAUAUAAUGUGAUAUAUCAGGUGUGUAAGGUGCGUCUGAAGUAAACAUAUGGCCUAUUACAGUGACCCACAUCUCCACAGACACACCCAGAGUCCAAGGAUUCUGGGUUAUAACAAGAGCCGUGAGCAGAGGUCCUUCGUGUGAGUUGUCUCGUGCUCAGGGCUGAUUUCAGGAGCUAUUUUACAGCAGUGUGGUCAGAAAAAAAACAUUUAAAACUGUAAGUGAAAAGUAGAGCAUCUUAAUAAAUAGUGGUAUUAAGUAUGAUGUAUUCUCCAUUAGAACAGGGUAAAACACAUGAUGAACCGUAAAAACCUCUCUGCACUAUUCUGACACAAGAGGGCAGUGUGAGACCAGCUCUGGCAGACUUGUCUGUUAUGACGCUGCUGAGGCUCUCAAGAUGAUUCCAUAAUGCAAAUCAAACUGUUUAACAUUGUUCAAUCUAUGAAAUUGUGAAGAGUAUAUAUGACAUUGAAAUGAUACCAAAUAACACAAUAAACUUAAAAAAAUACAAACCAGUUUUGAAAUGUUUUGUCAUGUAAAAGGUUCAGGCUACACAAGGGGAUCACGCAUGACUAGUCCCAUCUGUUCUGCAUUUAUGAAAUUACAAUACAACUGUUUCAAUAGCUGACAAUACAACAGGAUACAGUCUUAUUAUGAACAGCAUGUGCUAAAACUGUAGUUUAGAGCAAAUAUUAAUGCCAGUGAGUAGGUUUAAAACUACACUUUAAUUAAAUUGUGAUUUAAAAACUUUAAAUGUAUGCAUGCUUUGAGCUGAUUUUUGGGGAAUAAACACUUGAAUAAAAAUGUUUACUGAAUAGUUUAUUCAAUAGUUGAUGAAGGAGAAAGACAAGCUGUGGAACAUUCUAGAUUAUACUGUGGAAACAAGCAAGAUGCACAGAGCAUUUUUUUAUUUUUAUUUUAUUUUUUUUAUCUGAAAGAACAUAAUUCAAAUUGGUGAAAGAGGUUGGGUUUUUUUUUGGGUUUUUUUUGCACUUUUUUAAACCAAUAAACUGUGAAACUUUACCAAAAUAAAAUUCUUGUAAAUCUAAUGUCAACAAAUUAAAGCAAACAUUUUUAACCUU
Molecule: messenger RNA, 1925 nt
Organism: Periophthalmus magnuspinnatus
Lineage: Eukaryota; Metazoa; Chordata; Actinopteri; Gobiiformes; Gobiidae
Gene: bola1
Product: bolA family member 1
Exons: 2
Coding region: 377-811 (144 amino acids)
Cellular component (GO): mitochondrion
Source: RefSeq, a predicted model, not a curated record